This is a messenger RNA of Oppiella nova, 2806 nucleotides long. The record is from the annotation of a GenBank genome assembly. Lineage: Eukaryota; Metazoa; Arthropoda; Arachnida; Sarcoptiformes; Oppiidae.
AUGUCUCGUUCGUCAUACGCGCCCUGGGAUUCAGAAUGCAUUCGAGUUCAGAAGGAGUUCGAGACCGUCGCUAAACACUAUAGACAUCAGAUAUUCUUCGCGGCGAUCAACUGUUGGUGGCCGGAAGGUCAGUGCCGGCAGUACUACAACCUCAGGCGAUACCCCGUUCUCUUAGCACACGUGCGAAUGGCCGGCGAAGUGGAGUACAAGGGCCCAGUGGUGGCCAGUUAUAUGAUACCCUUCCUGGACAACCUGCUCGACCCCGUCAUACCCGUGCAAAAUGAGGGCGAUUUGUUGGACCUGAGGGCCAAACAUGACGCCGUAUUGAUUGGUUAUUUCGAUUUCAACGAAUCCCCGCAACCGCCCGGAUAUAAGCAAUUCUUCUCGACAGCAGUCAAAGCCCUGGCGUCUGAUCCGUGGCGCACAGUAUGCUAUUGUGUCAUAUCGAGCCGUAGGGUUGCUGUUAAGCUUUCGUUGGCUAAGACUCAACGACUUACUCUAUUCCUCUGGAACUCCACCGAACACUACGGCACCAAAUCCAUCAAAUCCAACACUAUUUUGAGUUGGGUCUACAGUCGCGUCCAUCAGACACAGACACUCCGAUGGCUGACCCCAUCGGGUGUUAAGAGCAGCGCUCUGUCCGACAUAAUCACCAAAAAUCCGACUUUGGUUUUGUUUACUCCAAGAAGUUUUGUGUUAGGGAUCUCUCCCUACUUUGAUGUCUUGCGAGAAGUGGUUAUGGAUUACUAUAACUGCGAUAACUCACCACUCAUUCGGUCGAUAAUCCACAGAAGUAUUCUUCGCAGACAUCUCUUGGAGGAGAAACUCAUGGAAUUGGAGGAGAAGUGUCACGAAAUGUCUGAACAGAUGGCGGACACAGUGGUGACCAGCGGAUCGGCUAAACGGGUUGUGACGGACUCGGACACGUGCUGUCACUCACAAGUAGUUCGUUGGCGUCCGUCCAGCAAAGCCAGUGACAAGAAGUGCUUUUGUACGUCUUGUGUGCACUUAAGUCUCGCCAAAUGCCCGGCCAAUUGUCACCGAUUCAACUGUUUGGCCACAGCCUCCCGAUUCCUCACCGACUUUGAUCCCAACGAUGCCAACAAUACGGCCGAGUAUUGCAAUGAAAUCAAGUCUUCAUACCAACCAAAGUAUACCUCGUAUUACCGAAUCGUCACCACCUGUUCCGGCACUCAUCCCACGCGCAGUGAAUUGGGCGACAAAUACUUCAUCACCGGUAAUGUGGUCGACGAGAGUUCGUACAAUUUCGACGAAACGGUGGCCAAAAUGGUGGAGCAGUCGGAGCUCCAGCACUGCCAUCGACUGAAUCUGGGCCUCAAAUACAGUGACUUAAACUUUCCGGACUCAGCCGAUGGUCAGGCGGCCCAACACUGGAGGGCCAACUUCACGGGUCUGUCGUGUCGGGCCAACCGAACCCUACGGUUCGCUGCCGUCGACUCCGUUCUGUUUCCGGCGUUCGCCGAGAAUAUCGGAAUCGAUAUCUUCAACGAAACUCACGCCACCGUCGCUGCGAUCGUCGACUCGGCCAACGAGUUGGUCCACGUGUUGGCCAACCCGUUGAGCGGCGACUCCUCGCAGACAAUCAGCAAACGAUCGCUCGUUGAGUUCGUUAAGAACUUCACCGACCGAUCACUUCCACGAUUCCUCAAGAGUGCCUCAAUCGCCACCACUUCGGGCUCGUGUCAAGCGGACGAUACCGGUGCUGAACGUGUGAUAUGUGUUCCCGAACUGAGUAGCGAGUCGUUCGCUCGGGUUGUGUUGGACCCGCACAGGGAUGUUGUGGUCAUGUAUUACGCCCAGUGGUGCGGCUUUUGCUCAACCAUUGCUCACAUAUACCUAGAAGUGGCCCGACUUUUCCAAGACGUCAAAGGCGUGGUGUUUGCGAGAAUCAAUGGUGACACUAAUGACCUCCCCUGGGAGUACACCGUCGACCGAUAUCCAACAAUUAUGUUGUUUCCGGCGAAACGCAAAAUGGAAAGCAUUUCCUUCUCGUCCAACACAUCCAUAACGACCUCCAGUUUAGUGGAGUUCGUGUGGACUCACUCACAGCCCGCGGUCCGCCUCCAGACGUCACUCCAGUUGUGUAACCGUCGGUGUCUUCUCAAUAAUCUUCGCUCGAGUGGACGACACUCACGACAGAUGCGAAGAGCGCUCAACAAUCGACUCAAAGAGUUGUCAUUAGUUCGACAAAAGAUGUCCGAAAUUCAGGGAAUCGGCGCCAAGAAGUUGACGACAAAAAAGUCGUCACAACUCGAAGAACUCAAACGGUUGGCCAACCAUUUGGUCCGUUCCGUGCGUUUCUUAAGACAUAAUGUGGUGAAGAUAUCUGUGUUGCGGGCAUUCAUUUUGGAGCGGAUCCGCAGCUUUGACCGCAAUGUCACCUCUAAUGCCAUUCAAGAGUUUUUGACACUUUUUAAUGAGUCGGUGACCGCCGAUGGAAAGGCUGUCCACAAGACUAAUGACUCGAAAGUAAGCAAAAAAGCGGUAAAACCGAAGAAAAAGACAAAGAAAUACUCGAAAGAAGAGACAAUUCAUACGAAUAAAGACGAGCUUUGAAUACAAAAGCCUUUUUUGAUGAUAAGAGGGAACGGGAGGCCAACCAUUCCCUCCCAUCAGUCCAUCUGAUGCUACAAACGAAUCGCCAAAUUGUGAUGAAAUAGGGUUUUGAUGUAAACUUGAAGUCAAUUUAAAUUAUUGUUUAAAAUUGUAUUUAUAUUUAUAAAUGAAUUAUGUGUUGAUUUGUUAAUAGAAAGUAAAUUUAUUUUUAAUUAAAUCUAAAAACUAA